GGAAAAGUGGGUUAAGAAGUUAUUUAAGCACGAUUAAUGACGCGUUGAAUUAUCCUUUGAGGCUUGUCGAUGCAGAAAGCUCCCAGACGAUGUUACUUUAUGUCGUGGUGAAAUAAGUCGAAACGGGGCAACUUCUGGGGGAUGCUAACUAGUAGUGUUAGCACAUGUUAGCACGCACGUAGCUGUCUGCUUGUGUGGAAGAAGUUCCCGUUCAAGAGGAGUCUAUCACAAACAAGGGAAGCUCCAAUCUCUAAUCGGCAAUAUGGGGGCUGUCAUCUCACGGUGGAGGGCAAAACCUUCCACUGUGGAGAUUUUGGAGGCAAUAGAUAAGGAUAUCCAGCUUUAUGAGGAGCACGGUGAAAAGUACCAAAGGCAGCUUAAGAUCUGGCUGGGCCGACUGCUGUUGUACUCAAUCCUCCUCUACCUGAUGACCUGCAUAGUCGUCUACUGCUGGUACCUACCAGAACAGCUCAUGGGGCGCCUUAUUCUGUGUCUCCCUUUUGUCAUAUUUCCUUUACUAGUGUGGUUACUUCGCAAACUUCUGAUUGUUAUCUUUUCUCGAAGAACCAACAAGAAUAAUGAAAAACUGGAGAAUCUUAAAGGGCAAAAGAAAAAAAUACUUGAAGAAGUUAUGGAAACAGAGACGUAUAAAAAUGCAAAAAUGAUUCUGGAGAGAUUUGAUCCUGAUUCCAAGAAAAAAAUGGAGCUGGACUCGACUCCACUAGGACCCCAUAUGACGCCUAAACCAGGCCAAGAGCUUCGCCAGCGCUACGUUGUCCCUAAAACCCCACCAGUGUUGGUGGCAGCGGCGGCAAAUCCUGGAAGCGGUGUAGCGGCCCGCCCUCCUCUUGCCAGCGGGCCCACCUACCCUGGACGCUCUUCGCACUCUGCUCCAGGUGGACCCCCGGAGAGGCGCCUGUCGGCCAUGGCUGCUCAGCAGAGCUUGAUGAGGAAGCCUGUGACCCCUGGAACACCUGCUCCAGGAUUUGGGAUGCACCCCCCAGGUCCGCCCUUGGCCAGACCUGUGCUUCCUCGACAAAGAGGCGCCAUGGACAGAAUCAUCGAGUAUCUCGUUGGAGACGGCCCACAGAACAGGUUCGCUCUCAUCUGCCAGCAGUGUCUGUCCCACAACGGCAUGGCCUUAAAAGAGGAAUUUGAGUAUGUUGCAUUCCGAUGUGCGUACUGUUUCUUCCUGAAUCCUGCGAGAAAGACCAGACCUCAAGCACCCAGACUCCCCGAGGCCACUGGCGAGCUGAAGAUGUCACCUGAGGCACCCUCCUCCUCAUCCUCUAGUGCCGACAGAGACUCCCCCCAGUCUUUCAAAGAUAAAACGGAGCUCGCAGACGUCCCUGAAACCGACACCCAAGAGCCCGUGCUCCCGACACCUCCAGAGCCCUGUCCCGAGUCCGACCACCAAAGCACUCCCGAGUCACAAGACGACGUGCCCUCUGAAAAAUCUGACGGAGAGCAGGAUUUGUCAGCCAUGGAAGUGGAGUAAAGAAGGUCUGAAGCGUAACAAAUGCAUUUCAUGUCUGGGACGUUAAUGAAAGUGAUUGAGUAAGAACGGUCGUACUUUGGAACCAGGUCUUACUGUGCUUUUCUUUGAAAAUAGUUUUUAUCUUUGCAGCAGUCGUAUUGAAGUGUUUGUUACUUGCAUGUAGCAGCAAACCCACCAACCUGUUCUCAUAACAGAGCUGUAUUAUAUGUUCUCUCCUCAUGCUGCAUAGAACAUGUAUACCUCCUGUAUUUAAUGUAUUGUCUUAAUAGGAUAAAGUCAGUGAAAUGCAAAAUAUUUUAUUUAUGACAAUUUAUGAAUUUUCUCUUUGUAGGUGUGCCUUUUAACAGUGUUGGACUGGGCUAUUCUGUAGCAAGGUGGUGCUACCAGCAUGUUUACACACGAUGGUAUAUAAUGAACGCACUUACAAUAUGUAUUUAUUUCUCCAAAGGGGUGAAGGAGAUGAAUGUUGGUACUGUGCCUUUUACAUUUUAAUCUGCUUCUUCCGAGUAUUGUUGAUGCAGUCUAUUUACAUUUAGAUAAUCCUUUAACUGUUUUCUGUGAAUGUGCCCGUUCGUAAUGUUAAAAUAAACUUUUGACAACAUGCUGGUGUAAUUAUUUAGUUAGCGGUAUGUGAAUCGAGACGGUUAUAGCUCUGUCGCAAAUAGAAAAAAGGUAGCCCACGUAAACAGCCGUGAUCACAGCAGCUGCCGUGUAUUCCGUAUGUGUGUCAGGCUUUAUAAAUUGCCGCCCCGUUUCGGCUCCGGUCGGCUCCUCACGGCGAAUGUUUAAACAGUCGGUUUUCAUUAGCCAGCCAAUUUUAGCUUGUGAUCAUUUUAUUUUAGCCCAUUGAUCAUUUCAGACAGCGUAACAUAAUGGUGUUGACACCGAGCCCGAGCAGUCUUGAUUGCUUGACCCUCUUCAUUUGCAAGCAGAAAGUCAUUGCGGCUGCAAAGUUGCUCUCCCGCCACCGCCUGACCCGCCUCCCCCCCCGAACAUGCACCGUAAAGUAUGGGGGAGGUCAACGGCACACAUCUUCUAUGGGUUUUGAUAAUGUAUGUUUACAGAGACGUGACCUCCGGAGCCUUGUAAUGCAUCAAUGUGACACGCACAGUAACGCCUGAUUCCACCGCAUGCUGUUUGGGGUUGACCUCUGACAAGAGUCGAAAAAAGAGCGGGACAUGAAUAGGACCAUGUUUGGAUGUUUUCACACCACUGGGAGGUGGUUGUGUCUACACAGGCUGGACAAGUGAACAUCAGCUUUAUCGCGACGUAACACUGACUGAAAUUGUUGGCU
Messenger RNA from Dunckerocampus dactyliophorus (ringed pipefish), 2792 nucleotides. RefSeq names its product limb and neural patterns a (gene lnpka). Lineage: Eukaryota; Metazoa; Chordata; Actinopteri; Syngnathiformes; Syngnathidae. Gene Ontology annotation, cellular component: endoplasmic reticulum tubular network. Bases 263 to 1498 code for a protein of 411 amino acids. Gene Ontology annotation, biological process: endoplasmic reticulum tubular network organization. The transcript has 13 exons. The record is from RefSeq and is a predicted model, not a curated record.